CACAUCUGUUAAAGAUUAUUUAUUAAGAGAAAAGAAAGUCUCUAAUAUUUUCAUGAAGAAGUGGUUUACUGGACAUCAGAUUAUGCAAAUGACCAAAGAUCCUGAGGGCACCUCAUUUGAUAUUACUCUCCUAUAUCUUUGCAUCAAAUUAGUGUGCCGGAAUGUUGCUGAUGCUAAAGAUCCCACUUGGUCAGAACCUAAUACUCUGGAAUAUACUCUGCAAUACUUGAAAAAUAAACGCAAUGAGUUUGUUCAUAACCCUCAUGAUCAUUUUUCUAAAGAGGAAUUUUUGGAGUUUCUUGAUGAUAUCAAAAUCAAAAUCGGGAUCCUUUAUGAUCAAGCAGGAAGGAGGUAUGAUGUUCAAAAGGAAACGGUGGAAAAGUUGAUUUGUGAAACAAUUAGAGAAAUAGAUUGUAUCUCAGAAAGAGCCAUAAGAACAUCAUUGGAUAAUGAUUCUCAGUGUGAACUUGAAAAAUCUAGUGAGAGAACAAGGUAAAUUGGAAGUACAGGAACAUUUAAAAGAAAAAUUCGUAAUUGAUUGUUCUUCUGAAAUACCAGGAUUUUCUAAAACAGUUGAUGUUCAUGAUAUUUUCACACCAAAUAAUCUAGUUUCCAAAAAGAAAUUUUUUAAUCAUUCGGGUACUUUGACAGUUCAAGAUAUCUUGAAUGUGAAAAGUAGUAAUGGUGAAAUUGCAUCUGUUAUUGUUGUUGAGGGAUUAGCAGGUGCAGGGAAGACAACUUUGGCCAAAGUAAUUUUAUCACAUUGGUGCAAGGAAACAGACUUUAUUAGAAAUCUAAAACAGUAUGAUCUUAUCCUCUUCUCAGAGUUUCGCAUCCCAGCUUGCACAGAUAUCAAAGAGUUAUUUCUAAUGCACAUGCCAAAAACAUUUAAGAAAAUGACAGGUGAGAGCCUUGUAAUGGCAAUUAUGAACUUGAAAAUCUUAGUUAUUAUGGAUGGUUUUGAGGAAAUGAACAGUUAUUCACAAACCCUUCUUAUCCACUUCAUACAAAGGCUAAAUAGUCACAAAAUGCAGCUGUUGAUUACAACCAGACCGAAUAGAGAUGAAGCCCUUUUCAAGAUUAUUCCUAAAAACAUUGAAAUAUGCCACCUUGAGAUUGUGGGAGUACCACAAGAUAGGUUGUCUGAAUUUGUACUGAAAUGGCAUAAUAUUAUGAAGAGCAAGGGUUCAAAAGGAAAUGAAGUGAGUAACCUUUUGGAAGGGAAAACAGUAAAAAUGAUGACCAGAAAAAGGUUUUUGGACACAAAGGUUUUUGGUGAAUUUUAUGGUGCCCUUGCUCUGUGUGAUCUCUUGAAACGUGGAAGUGAUGAUGAAAUCCUCCAGAGAUUAAUGACAGAUUUUCAUGAAAUUUUGAUAUCAAAUCAACUUCCUAUUGGAGUGACAAAAAGGAUUAGAGGGGAAGUUAAAAAAACGCUUAAGAGAAGUCUAAACAAGACAAAUACUGUCUUAGAGAUAUUACAAGACCUUCAUUAUGAUAAACCUGAUUCUUUCUCAUUGUUAAGGUAUCAAAAAGUGUUAAUACAUUUGAUUGGUGUAUUGAAAUUGGAAAGUAGUUUGUCAGAAGAAUAUGCCAGUGAACUUGUCGACCUUUUGAAAGAAACAAAUCUGACAGAUACUGAAGCGUGGUUGAAUAUCCUUACUGAAACAGACUGUGAAGUUAACAUAGUUCCCAAAGUGAGAGAGAUAAUAUCUGGGAAUACUAAUUACUUGUAUGUAAGAGAUGGACACUUAAAAGCAGCUGCGUGUGUACUACAGAAUUCAGAAUUUGAGUAUGUGAACAUAGACACUUUUAGUGACCCUGGUAAACUAGGGUAUUUAAAAGAUGUGUUGAAAUCUCUGUCAAGUAGGAAGACAUUUAUUCAUCUGAGUUUACUACACCAUUGGCACUAUCCUGAACAAGGAUGGUCUGAUGACUUUCUUCACUGCUUGCUGAACAAAAAUAAGGUGAAACUGACACAUUUUAAAGGUUCUGUAAAAAGCCUCUCCUCCCUUAGCAAGCAGACUGAGGGUGUUGUAUUUGGCUCUUGGAACUCCAUAUUCUGA
Molecule: messenger RNA, 2063 nt
Organism: Macrobrachium nipponense
Lineage: Eukaryota; Metazoa; Arthropoda; Malacostraca; Decapoda; Palaemonidae
Exons: 3
Coding region: 450-2063 (537 amino acids)
Source: RefSeq, a predicted model, not a curated record